AUGUACAAUCUUUCUUCACAUAUUCAUGACAUUGUGACGAAUAACGAAAAUAAUUUAACGACAUCUGAGAUGCUGAAGUCGUGUCGAAAUUUAAGUAUGACCGUUCGCUCACCAAAUUUACCAACGUCACGCGCCGGCUACGGCGGCGGCGCCCCUUGGCAGAUGCGACAAACUUGCUCGUGGAUGGACAGGCAUGGAAGACCAGUGUCGCCGCCAAUGGAGUACGCUCGAAGUGGACCUGUACCUGUACAAAGAUAUGGAUAUGGAAGAUCGACGAGCAAGGAUAGGAGUAUACGAAGGGUGAGUCGGUAA
Molecule: messenger RNA, 312 nt
Organism: Psylliodes chrysocephalus
Lineage: Eukaryota; Metazoa; Arthropoda; Insecta; Coleoptera; Chrysomelidae
Source: the annotation of a GenBank genome assembly